CUUCUCUUAAUCACUUAUUGCAGCAGAUAAAUUUAUCUAUGCAGAAACUAUAGUAUUAGGAUUAUUUAUUGCAGUAUUAUUCUCUCUUCUGUGAUUUGGAAGUUGUAGAAGUAGUUGGGAGAUAUGUUAAGAUAGAAUAUUGAAAGGUUCCUUUUUUUGUCUCCUUCUGUUUUAUGACCUUCUUUUCCGCUUAAAUAUUAAUGGAAAAUAAAAUUAACUUUGUCUAUGACCUACUUGGCUGAGGAGCAAAUACUCCGGGAUGAUAUCAGGUUUGGUGGAAAAGCCCAAACAGCUUUUCAUGAAAGAUAUCAGGGAGAAAAUCAUAAACAAGAUAAACAAGACCAUAGAGGUACACAGAAAAAAUGAUGCUCCAACUGUAGGGAGUGGUGUGCUUGGAAGGCUGCUAGAGGAAGAAAGUCUACCAGAUGAUGCUGUAGUAGAUUUCAUCAUCAAUCUUCUCUUUGCCGGGAGUGAAACCACGACGAAAACAAUGCUUUUUGCUGUUUAUUUCCUUACUCAGUGUCCUCAAGCCAUGAAGCAGCUUCUGGUUACAGGCAGGAGAGACAGAGCCAAGCCUCUGCCAUUCAAGAUGGAUUCUAGCGGCCCAUGGGGCUUUACCGGAGCUAAUGAAGGGAACCCAAGAAUCAGUUCCAAGUUUGUUGCACCAUGUUAUUAUAUGAACAAGUUGGAGGAAAAAUUUCCAUUUCAGAGUCAGAAAACCAAGUUCUUCGCCAGCAAGCAUUGGCUGUAUCACUGACCGGAAAAGCUUUGUGCCUAGAAGAAGAGCAACCCUAAGUGCCUUAUAAGAAAAUCUUGCUCAUACCUGUUUUUCAAUAAUUAAGUUACCAUAAGAUAACAGCAACAGAAAAUAAUAGUGCCAAAGAUUGUAAAUAAACAAAUCGAAAUAAAUCCUUGUAGCAGCAAAAGAAAAAUAUAUCCUAAUAUUUCAAUCAUAGUUUGGUUAGUAGAACAUCAGUAUGUGGAUAGUUACAUGGUUCAUUUCAACACAUUCUUCGCUACUUUUUAUGAACAAAUUACAAGUAUUCUUUUAUAGAGUAUUCAGUAUACAUAGGCAGGUAAAUAAGAGAACCAAUACAACUAUGAUUACUCUGUCUAGUUAAUGUAUGAAUUACAAAAAU
Arachis duranensis is the source of this 1139-nucleotide messenger RNA. Its product is annotated as cytochrome P450 90B2. Lineage: Eukaryota; Viridiplantae; Streptophyta; Magnoliopsida; Fabales; Fabaceae. Gene Ontology annotation, molecular function: monooxygenase activity; heme binding; oxidoreductase activity, acting on paired donors, with incorporation or reduction of molecular oxygen. The record is from RefSeq and is a predicted model, not a curated record. The coding region runs from base 260 to 757 and encodes 165 amino acids. The transcript has 4 exons.